CAUCAAUGUCAAGUUAAUCUGUCAAUUACAACAGUUUUUUUAUUAAAUUUUGUCCAAUAUAAAUAAAUAUACCAAUUUAAGUAUUUAAAUUAGUGUUCCUCAUCGUAUAAACUAAAUUUCGCUUUAGAAUAUCACAGCUUUUAUUUAAGUUGCGUUCCGAUUUCGAAAACAAUCCUGUGGAAAUUGUAAAUGUAAACAAACAUACAUUGAGUCAUUAAUUAGUGGACAGGGUGUGACCAUAAUGUAAUGGUCAACACAAAUUCGAAAAUUACGAAUCGAGUGACAGAAGUUUUAACGAUCAAGCAAACAUGAAAUACUCAACUUUACUGUUCUACAUCGUUUUCAGUGUUGCAAUUGAAUUGUCCCUUUCUAUAAAUUGCUAUCAAUGUUCGGGCAGCGAUCCGACGCAGCCGUUUCAAUGCAACGAGUGGUUGAGCAGCGAUAUCGAUAUAAAGCCCGAAUCCUGCGACCAUGUUUACGGCGCUAAAUAUUGCGUUAAACACGUUGGUCGAUUCGAAGGAGGUAUCGGUGCGAAGAGGUUCUGCUCUUCACUGGACUUGGGAAAUUAUUGUCACUAUGUGAAGCAGCCCGGAGAUCAAUUAUUUUACAGGACGUGUUUGCACACUUGCACAGGAGACGGGUGUAAUUCGGCGUAUCACUCGAAGCCUUUCUCCCUAGUUUUAUUGGCACUUAUUGGCGGUGUUAUUGCGAUGAAUUUGACGUAAUUUUUCGUAAGUACUUCGUAAGUACAUUUAAUGUGGGUCCAACAGUAAGUUUGUAAAUAAGAGCGAUGGUUUUACAAUUUUUUACGAAUUUUAUACGAUAAUUAAAUAUAUUUUGUAAUCAG
Messenger RNA from Phyllotreta striolata, 847 nucleotides. The record is from the annotation of a GenBank genome assembly. NCBI's taxonomy places the organism in Eukaryota, Metazoa, Arthropoda, Insecta, Coleoptera, Chrysomelidae.